Messenger RNA from Candida albicans SC5314, 2199 nucleotides. RefSeq lists its product as uncharacterized. Bases 1 to 2199 code for a protein of 732 amino acids. The record is from RefSeq and is a predicted model, not a curated record. The transcript has a single exon. Lineage: Eukaryota; Fungi; Ascomycota; Pichiomycetes; Serinales; Debaryomycetaceae.
AUGUCAUCUAAUGAAGAAAUAAUAAAUUUAUUAGGUAGAUUGAACCAAAACAAAAACAAAAACAAAACAGAUGAUGAUAGUGCUGAUAAUGAAACAACAUUGAAUCAACUUGCAAAUUUAACCAAAAAUGGAAUAUCCGAACCAUUAAUUAUGAUUAUUCUUGAUAAAAUUUUCAACGACACUUUAAAGAUAACUGAUAAAAAUAAAUUACUUGAUGAAUGUUUAAUACCUAAUCAUGAUUUAUCAAUUGAUGUAUUUUUCAAAAUAAUAAGUAUAAUUGGUGUUAGUCGAGUUUAUUUUAAAGGUAAUCGGAAAUUCAAAUCAAAACAAUUAUCUAUCUCAUUACAAUUAAAACUACUUCAAUGGAUGAUUGAUAAUUUUCAAUUUUUAGAGAACACAUUUUGUAAAUCAGGUAGUAUUGUUUUAACAUUACUUGUGAAAUCCUUAGAUUAUGAAUUUUCAAGAGGUCCAAUAUCUCAAUUAAUAAUUUUAGUAUUAAAUUCACUGGUACUGAAAAGUAAUCAGAUAAUCACGUUUUAUAAUCAGGAAAUUUAUCAUACUAUCAAUAUCCUUAAAUCAAAUCAUAUACAAACAGUGGUCAAUUUAUAUAAUAAAUUCCCGUUAGAUAUUUAUUUAGAGGAAUUAUUAGCAUACUUUAGAGUGAUUAAUCCUGAUUUAGAUUAUAUGAUAUAUUCACCAGAAAAUUUCCCAUUAUUGAAUAAAUUAAAUUGUAAUUUAAAUCAAGUAUACCGAUGGAAAGAUAGUGAUGAGCUAACCGCAACUACUAUUACUAUUACCACCACCACCACCACCAAAAGCAACAAGAGACAGAAAACUACUAUUACUAGCAAACCUGAUACGUUAACUCAUAAUAUUGAAGUAUUAGACCAAAUAAAUAAAAUCAAUCCUUACAAAUUGGUACGAACUGCAUUUGAUAACGAAAAGGAAGCACAAUUACUUACGAUAUUAUUUCAAACGGGGAAUAAUCGAUUUAUUAAUAAAGUUGAUAAAUAUAUAGGUGCCAUUUUAACAACUUUCACCAAUCUGGAAAAAGAAUUACAAAGUUUUUUACAACAAGUCUCCCAUUUAUAUAAAAUUAGUGAUGGAACAAUUAUUUUACCCCUGAUAGAAAAUUUCAUACUUGAUAAUAAUAAUAAUAAUUCAUUACUGGUUGGGAAAUUUUGUCAACAAUUUGAUUAUCGUUCUAAAUUGAUAAAAUAUCUACAUAAUGUUGACCCUAUGAGAUUAGUAACAAUGAUUCAUCACAACGCCUCAAUUUUAAAACAAAUCUAUUAUGACACCAAUAAUGGAUCAUACGAAACUAAUAGUAAUUUCAAUUACGAAUCAUGUCAUGACUAUGUCAAGAAUAUACUAUAUUUAUUAAAUUUAUGGAUAUUUGAAAACCAAGAUGAUAUAAUAAUAUCAAGAAUAAACCUAUUGCUUCCUGAAUUAUAUAAAUUUAUUAAAUAUUGUAAACAUAUACAAGAACAAUUGACCAAUCAAGUGGUUGAAUUCUUUAUAAAUUUACCAUCUUCAUUAUUCAAUCAAUUGGAACUUAAAACAAUAAUAAUCCCAAGAUCGUUAACAUAUUCAUGUUUAUUAAGUUGUGACCCCCUAGUGGUAUCUAAUAUUACUCAACAUAUAUCAAAUUGUAAAUCUCAUGAUUAUACAAAUUCAACUCAUUAUCGAGAUUUACAAAAUUCUUAUAUUAUGGAUACAAUUAAUUUCUUAUGGAAAGAACGAUUUUUAAAACAAGAUACAAAUUUAACUAAUAUUAGUUCAAAUAAAGGAUUUUUUUUACAUCCUGAUUUUGAAAAUAAAUUAAAUUCAUUACAUACUUUUGAUUGUUCUUAUUAUUUAUCUUCUUCACCUUCAACUAUUGGAGAAUUUUUUUAUAAUCCAGCUUUUUCAUAUAUCGUGACAAAAAUCAUUUGGGAUAUUGAAGAUAAUCAUAAUGGUAUUAAUACUAGACAUGAAGGUCCUAUAUCAAGAGAAAGUUUAAUACGAUUAAGAAAUGAUAGUGAUAAAAUUUGGUUAUCAUUAUCAUUUGAUGAAUUGAAAUUGUCAAUACUUCAAAAUUUGGAAAUUAAAAAAUUUAAUGGUAUUGCUGAUUUAUUAUUUAAUUCUUUGAAAAGUUUAGCUGAUAAAAGAAGUCUUGAUAAAAACAAUGAAUCUACAAAUAGUAGUAGUAGUAGUUAA